Messenger RNA from Dunckerocampus dactyliophorus (ringed pipefish), 1978 nucleotides. Its product is annotated as actin-related protein 2/3 complex subunit 4. The record is from RefSeq and is a predicted model, not a curated record. Gene Ontology annotation, cellular component: actin cytoskeleton; Arp2/3 protein complex. Gene Ontology annotation, molecular function: actin filament binding. The transcript is spliced from 6 exons. Gene Ontology annotation, biological process: actin filament polymerization; Arp2/3 complex-mediated actin nucleation. The coding region runs from base 1062 to 1568 and encodes 168 amino acids. NCBI's taxonomy places the organism in Eukaryota, Metazoa, Chordata, Actinopteri, Syngnathiformes, Syngnathidae.
UGAGCGGCCCAACACAGCAGUGUACCGGGGACACACCUUGACGUGCUCCACUGGCUUGAAGUCAUAAUACUUCAGAGGGGGGCAGUCCUUCAGCUCGCUCAUGGUGAUGGGUACCUGACGCCUGACUAUAAUGGGAUAAACUGCACACAAACAAAAGGGACAUAGAAACAAUGACGAACGUUUAAGCGUGAACCUGUUACGUCAGUCACCAUUUCUAAUGAGAAGUGUGUAAAAAAUGGCGGUUCGGUUCAUACAUUGCGAACGUACAGGGCCCAAACCGUGAAUAGUGUUGUAAAAUAUCAACAUCUACGACCGUAUUUACACGGUAACUCUUACGUACAUUUUAUGCAAUUACAUUAUAUAAAUCGCUGAGCAACAUUAAUGAACACAUAAGAUAUAUGUGAAUUUUUACAAGCAACGAUAUUUACCGUCAGCGAGUGGCAUCCAUGAUGGAAAAAACCAUUGAUGUAAGAGGGAUGUAAAACGUUAAAUCUCCAUAAGAUUGUGACAGAGUUAUAAUAUUUCAACAGCCAUGUAAGAUCACAAUGACAUUUUUGUGUGUAUUAAAAUUAUGGACAUAUCAAGUUUUCUCCAGUAUUCAGAACGGAUAAUGAUUUUACGAUGCUGGCUCUGACCCGAGAAUGGUAGGGUCGGGUUAAACCAUACUGUGUUUUACUGUAUGGGUGAAAAGAAUACACAAAUUCCGUCUCGCACCCUUUAAUUUAGUAUUGGUAAAAUCAUCCAAUUUAGUUUUAAGAUUAAAUUCUUUACGUUUGUGGCUUUUAAACCAACAGAACCACAAUCACUAAACAAAUACCCCCUGCUCACACCGAAUAAAUGAUUCAUCCUUUAGGGUAUGUUCGUUUCAUUCAAAGCGUACAGUCCACUCGGGUUGCGAGAUUAGACCUAACAGUAGCAGUGUAUCUUGCGUAUGGAAAUCUACUUCCGCUUACAAAAAAGUAGUCAACACAAGCGCACCGUUUCGUUUCUGGUGUGCGUAGGAUUUACGGAAGUGGAGUCACAGGCGUGGCUGAGGAACUGCGGUCUUUUACAGCGAAAAAAUGACAGCAACUCUGCGUCCCUACUUAAACGCUGUGAGGGCCACCCUGCAGGCGGCCCUAUGUCUUGAAAACUUCUCCUCUCAGGUGGUGGAGCGUCACAACAAGCCCGAGGUGGAAGUCAGGAGCAGUAAGGAGCUGCUGCUUCAGCCUGUUGUGAUCAGCCGCAAUGACAAGGAGAAGGUUCUCAUCGAGGGGUCCAUCAACUCUGUCAGAGUCAGCAUUGCAGUCAAACAGGCUGAUGAGAUUGAGAAGAUCCUUUGCCACAAGUUCAUGCGCUUUAUGAUGAUGAGGGCGGAGAACUUCUUUAUCCUGAGGAGGAAGCCAGUAGAGGGCUAUGAUAUCAGCUUCUUGAUCACCAACUUCCACACGGAGCAGAUGUACAAACACAAGCUGGUGGAUUUUGUCAUCCAUUUCAUGGAGGAGAUCGACAAGGAGAUCAGUGAGAUGAAGUUGUCCGUUAAUGCCAGAGCCCGUAUCGUCGCAGAGGAGUUCCUUAAGAAUUUCUGAUGACUGCCUCCACUCAUGUUGCCACGCAAAGUCUAUCACAGCCAAUCAGGAGAGGAGAACGUUGGGCGUACGCAGCCAGUGUGAAGGGAACGACGUAGCCAUCGGUGACACUCGCUGGCUUUGUCUCCAUUUGUCAUCUCUUUAGUCCUGCAUAUCGGUGACUGUACAUCAACAAAUACUUUUUAUACAGUUUCAGUUGUCUGCCACUUAGAACAAACAAAGCAAGGCGGGUCCUUAAAGUAUCGAACAUGCUGAUAUCCACGAAUACUGAGACUAUUGUAUGUAUUGUAUUCACAUCUAUGCCCGUCAUCAGCGUCAUUGUCAGUUUGGCUUCAAAGUCACAUGCGGAAACGUGUUGCGUUUAGUCCCCAAAAUGAAUGUGUAAAAUAAAUACAAUGCCAACGUUUCUA